AUGCCUCUCAAAGAAAUCAUUGAGGUAGUUGAGUCCAACAAUUCCAUGUUCAAGUGGCUGAAUCAAAAGUGUGGUCAGGAUGGUUCAAUAGCUUUCAGGUACAAUGUACUGAGUGUCUCGUCCGGAUUAGAGGAUGUCGGGAUUGUGCAGUGGGAUAUAGUUGGAUGUCUGUUUGGGUCAAUUGCUAUCACCUUUCUGUGUCUUGCCCGUGGAGUCAAGUCUUCAGGCAAAGUUGUGUAUGUGACCGCACUUUUGCCGUACGUUCUCCUCAUCUCCAUCUUCAUAGUCACGCUCUUUCAACCAGGUGCUCUUGAUGGAAUAAUCUUCUACGUUGUACCUGACUUCACAAAAAUACUUGACUUACAGUUCCUGGGGAUGGAAGUAGUCAUAACUGCUCUGGUAGAUGAGUACCCACGGCAGCUGGGAAAGAGGAGGCUGCUUGGAGGCCCGUACAUGUUCCAGCUGGUAGACUGGUAUAUAGCUUCUCUGGGACCUAUGGUGUUUUGCACACUGGAGUGUGUUGCCGUCAUGUGGAUAUAUGGGGCAAAACGAUUCAGCAGUGACGUCGAGAUGAUGACUGGAAAACUUCUUUCACCGGCUGUUAAGGUUCUCUUGGCAUUUGUUACUCCGGCAAUCAUGUUGAUAGUUUUCAUCCUUACAAUUAUCAGCUACCAGGCACCGACCUAUGGCAAGUACGUGUUUCCCAGCUACGCCAAUAUAAUCGGUUGGUGUUUCGCCGUGGUGCCUCUUCUCCCUCUACCGAUCAUCCUGAUCACUGCUGUCAGAAAACAUAGGGCGACGGGUUCCCUGAAGAAGAGUGUGAAACUGGCCUUGAAGCCUGAUAAGGCUUGGUGCCCGGCAAAUGGCAGCUACAAGGAGGCCCCACAUGAUAAAUCAACAGACACAAAGACACACCUUUAA
This is a messenger RNA of Haliotis rubra (blacklip abalone), 921 nucleotides long. Its product is annotated as sodium- and chloride-dependent GABA transporter 2-like. The coding region runs from base 1 to 921 and encodes 306 amino acids. The transcript has 8 exons. Gene Ontology annotation, biological process: sodium ion transmembrane transport. Lineage: Eukaryota; Metazoa; Mollusca; Gastropoda; Lepetellida; Haliotidae. The record is from RefSeq and is a predicted model, not a curated record. Gene Ontology annotation, cellular component: membrane.